CCGCUGGUUACGACACUCAACGCGUUUCGCUUGUUUUGAAAUUGGAAGUUUGCAGCGCUUCUGAGCAGCCGAGCGUCCGCUAAAGACAAACAAACUGUUGCCUUACCUCCGCGCAUGAAGACACGGCGGGAAAGCGCCUUCUCCAGGAUUUCCAGCUGGGUUUGACAGAUCUGCGCGUGGGAGGAAUAUGGAUGUUAUUCCCAUGUGUAGUAUUUUCCAGGAGCUACAGAGUGUCCUUGACACCGGAUACCUGUCCGCAUUACCAUCUCUAGAGGAGUACUGGCAACAGACUUGUCUGGAGCUUGAGCGCUAUCUGCAGAAUGAGCCCUAUGUCUCUGCAGCUGAUCUGAGAUCAGUAUGCGAGUCUGACAAUCUUUGGAAUCAGUUUCUGCGCUGCUGUGGGACUGAACCGAACUCAUCCCCGCCAGAAGCAUCCAUCCCCAAGCAGGACGGGAACGCUACAGCUUCCCGUUUGCCAUUCGGCAGCUGUAAGAAGAUCAUUGCAUCUGCUGAUGUGCUCUCACACCCACUGGAUCACAGCGUAUCUGAGCAGCUGCAUGUAAUCGCACACACACCCCCGACACCGCCCUCCUCGCCCUCACACCCUCUCACGGAGGUUAAAGAAGAUGCAGAAGGGGCGAGAGGAGAUGAGGUCAAAGGUGAGGGGUCACCUGAAGGACGAAGGAGAGCUCAUCGCUGUUACUUCAGUGGCUGCAGGAAGGUGUACACCAAGAGCUCUCACCUGAAAGCACAUCAACGCACACACACCGGUGAGAAGCCGUACAGGUGUUCGUGGGAUGGCUGUGAGUGGCGCUUCGCUCGAAGUGAUGAACUGACGAGGCACUUCAGAAAACACACCGGAGCCAAACCCUUCAAAUGCAGCCACUGCGACAGGUGUUUCUCUCGUUCUGAUCAUCUGGCCUUGCACAUGAAGCGACACAUCUGAACCCAAAUUCUGAUGCAGACCUGCACAGCUGGUUUUCUAUGUAUUCGCUGAGUGUCAGUGUUGCAGAUUUUGCACCCUCUUGCUAAAGAUAUGGUUUCAGCAGAACAUGGGUAAUAGCAUUUUUUCCAAUGCUGGUGACAUUUGACUUGUUCAAUUCAAGUUAUAGCAUAGUUAUAAAGGCAUUGAAAAGGCAGAAAGUCUGGUACUGAAUGUAAGUUAACAUAUUUGCAGACUUUGCAAAUUGCAGUGAAUAUGUAUGUCAAAAUCAGUCAAAAUCAAAAAUAAUAUUUUGCCAACUAACACUUUGCAUUAACACACUGAAAACUCUUUGCUUUACUGCGCAGCUAAUGUGUUUAUAUCCAGAGCAGCUAUGUGUCCAUGUAGCUUUAUAAGGAUACAUGUUUGAGAUAAAAGUGUUUAUUGCUGUUUAUUUAAAAAAAAAAAAAUUCAAAACGUACUAAUAUGUACCUAUAAUAUACUAAUAUGUAGCAUUUAGGAGUACAUAACGUACAAAUGACCUGCUUUAUCCAGCAGUUACAGGUAUAUUAUUCAUAAUGAUAUUACUUGUUCUUUUAACCAAUAAAUUUAGCAUUAGUGCCUUAAAAUGGUUCUCUUAAAGUCAAUUAUGAGCUAUUCAUCAAGAAUUACUUUGGCCAAUUAAAGUUCAGGUUUGACUUAGAAGCAUUUGAUGAAACUGGAAAAUCUGUUGAUCAAAUACUGUAUAUUUUGUGUCAGAAGGACUGGAAUGACUGAAUUGUGUAAUUGAGAGGAGCUGGAUUUGCUACUGUGUAGUAUGCUAUAAUUUUAUGAGUUUGAAAAAUGCAUCAGGAUAUUUCACUGGUUUUCCGAGUACAGACUGCCAUCAUGUUGGCUCAGAUGAAGCUAUAGCCAUUUGUUGUCCAGAUGUUUAAAGCCCUGCAGAUGUUACAGAGGCGAGGAUGUUCACUCAGGGAUUGGUAAUAAGAAAGCUGUUAAUGUCUAACUGGAAUUUGCAGUAUCUUUAGGGGAAUUUUAAACUUUAUGACUUAUAAACAUAUUUAAACAUAUUAUCACUUUAUGUGCAUAUAAAGAUUUUUUAAAGUUCAUGAAAAAAAGAAAUUUAUGUUGAAUUUUAUCUGUACACCAUGAUCAGUUGUAACCUUUCAAAUCUUUUUGUCUAAAGGGACUGAUGUAAAUGUUUUUUUGUUUUUUUUUAUUAAAAAUGGUACAUUUUGCUUGUGAUUUUAAUAUUUUCUUUGUUGAGAGCAGAUCUCUAUGUAAAAGAUACAAUAUAUUGUAAAAAUGUUAUUAUCUUUGUGAAUACAUUUUA
Molecule: messenger RNA, 2255 nt
Organism: Onychostoma macrolepis
Lineage: Eukaryota; Metazoa; Chordata; Actinopteri; Cypriniformes; Cyprinidae
Gene: klf6b
Product: Kruppel like factor 6b
Exons: 4
Coding region: 188-946 (252 amino acids)
Biological process (GO): regulation of transcription by RNA polymerase II
Molecular function (GO): DNA-binding transcription factor activity, RNA polymerase II-specific; RNA polymerase II cis-regulatory region sequence-specific DNA binding
Source: RefSeq, a predicted model, not a curated record